Molecule: messenger RNA, 3528 nt
Organism: Chrysochloris asiatica (Cape golden mole)
Lineage: Eukaryota; Metazoa; Chordata; Mammalia; Afrosoricida; Chrysochloridae
Gene: FHOD1
Product: formin homology 2 domain containing 1
Exons: 22
Coding region: 1-3528 (1175 amino acids)
Biological process (GO): cortical actin cytoskeleton organization; actin filament network formation
Cellular component (GO): cytoplasm; cytoskeleton
Molecular function (GO): actin filament binding
Source: RefSeq, a predicted model, not a curated record
AUGGCGGGCGGGGAAGACCGCGGGGACGGGGAGUCGGUAUCGGUGGUGACUGUGCGGGUACAGUACCUGGAAGACACCGACCCCUUCGCAUGUGCCAACUUCCCAGAGCCGCGCCGGCCUCCUACCUGCAGCCUGGACGGAGCAUUGCCCCUGGGCGCACAGAUACCGGCGCUUCACCGCCUACUGGGAGCGCCGCUCAAGUUGGAAGAGUGUGCCCUACAAGUGUCUCCUUCUGGAUACUACCUGGACCCCGAGUUGUCCCUGGAAGAGCAGCGGGAGAUGCUGGAAGGCUUCUAUGAAGAGAUCAGCAAAGGACGGAAGCCCACGUUGAUCUUGCGAACCCAGCUCUCUGUAAGGGUCAAUGCCAUCUUGGAAAAGCUGUAUGGCUCCAGUGGCCCUGAGCUCCGCCGCUCACUCUUCUCACUGAAGCAGAUCUUCCAGGAGGACAAGGACUUGGUGCCUGAGUUUGUGCAUUCAGAGGGGCUGAGUUGCCUGAUCCGUGUGGGUGCUGCGGCUGACCACAAUUACCAGAGCUACAUCCUUCGAGCACUGGGCCAACUGAUGCUUUUUGUGGAUGGGAUGCUAGGGGUGGUGGCGCACAGUGAAACCGUGCAGUGGUUGUACACACUAUGUGCCAGUCUGUCCCGCUUGGUGGUGAAGACAGCCCUGAAGCUGCUGCUGGUGUUUGUGGAAUACUCUGAGAACAAUGCACCACUCUUCAUCCGUGCAGUCAACUCUGUGGCCAGCACCACUGGUGCGCUCCCAUGGGCCAACCUGGUAUCCAUCCUAGAGGAGAAAAAUGGCGCUGACCCUGAGCUGCUGGUGUAUGCUGUCACCCUCAUCAACAAGACACUGGCCGCUCUCCCGGAUCAGGAUUCCUUCUACGACGUGACCGACGCACUGGAACAGCAGGGUAUGGAGGCUCUGGUCCAGCGACACUUGAGCACCGCAGGCACUGACUUCGACCUUCGUACACAGCUGGUGCUUUACGAGAGCGCCCUGCGGUUGGAAGAUGGAGACCUCGAGGAAGUCGCUGCGGGUGGACGGCGAGAGCGCCGAAAGCCGUCGUCAGAAGAGGGCAAGAGGAGUCGCAGAUCUCUGGAAGGUGGAGGCAGCACUGCAGUGCGGACCCCAGAGCCUGGUUCCACAGGCCCCGCCUCACCGGUAAGCCCCGCCUCCUGCCCUUUGGGCCCUGCCCAGCUGAGAGCACCUACCUCCAGCCUCGUGGACCCAGCCUCUGGCCUCCGUUCCUCUGUGACCCUCUUCCCUAGCAUCUCCACGACACCUGCAACUGACAACUCCUGUGAGCGAAGUGUCUACAAAGCCCGAUUCCUGGAGAAUGUAGCGGCAGCAGAAACAGAGAAGCAGGCUGCGCUGGCCCAGGGCCGUGCAGAGACACUGGCUGGUGCCAUGCCUGAUGAGGCCGAUGGACACUCAGAUACCCGGGAACUAUGGAGCUCCCCAGAGCCUGUCCCUACCCCUAAAACACCCCAGAGCCCUGUUUCCCGACUUCUCUGGGCCCAACAGAGUGUUGAACCAGAGCCCAAGGAGCCAUUGACCUCACCAAUUCCUGAGGUUGCGCCCAGUCGGGAGCUCCGUACCCACACACCCAAGCUCUGCAUUGGGGAUCUGGACUUCUCAGAUCUGGGGGAGGAUGAAGACCAGGACAUACUGAACUUGGAAUCUGUGGAGGCCGUGAAAGGGGUCUCACCUCCGCCACCCCUGCUCUCAGGAGCACCCCCACCUCCCCCGCCCCUACCACCCCUGCUAUCAGGAACACCUCCACCUCCUCCACCCCCACCUCCCCCACCAACCAAAGGCCCCUUUCCACCACCACCACCCCUGGCUUCCCUACUUUCUCCAUCAGCUCCUGAUGGCCCAGCUCUCCCCACUAAGAGGAAGACAGUAAAGCUCUUCUGGCGGGAGCUGAAGGCGGCUGGGGGCCCUGGAGGCUCUGGGGGCCGCUUUGGGCCCUGUCCUACUCUGUGGGCUUCACUGGAGCCUGUCUUGGUGGACACCGCUCGGCUGGAACACCUGUUCGAGUCCCGUGCCAAGGACGUGCUGCCCUCCAAGAAAGCUGGUGAAGGCCGCCGGACAAUGACCACAGUGCUGGACCCCAAGCGCAGCAAUGCCAUCAACAUAGGCCUGACAACUUUGCCACCUGUGCACGUCAUCAAGGCUGCCCUGCUCAACUUUGACGAGUUUGCUGUCAGCAAGGAUGGCAUUGAGAAACUACUGACCAUGAUGCCCACGGAAGAUGAGCGGCAAAAGAUUGAGGAGGCGCAGCUGACCAACCCUGACAUACCCCUGGGCCCAGCCGAGAACUUCCUGCUGACCCUCGCCUCCAUCGGGGGCCUGGCCGCCCGCCUACAACUCUGGGCCUUCAAGCUAGACUAUGACAGCAUGGAACGGGAAAUUGCAGAGCCACUGUUUGACUUGAAAAUGGGCAUGGAACAGCUAGUGCAGAAUGCCACCUUCCGCCGCAUCCUGGCCACGCUGCUGGCGGUGGGCAACUUCCUCAAUGGUUCCCAGAGCAGCGGCUUUGAGCUGAGCUACCUGGAGAAGGUGUCUGAGGUGAAGGACACAGUGCGCCGGCAGUCACUGCUACACCAUCUCUGCUCCCUGGUGCUCCAGACUCAGCCCGACUCCUCCGACCUCUACUCAGAAAUCCCUGCCCUGGCCCGCUGUGCCAAGGUGGACUUUGAGCAGCUGGCCGAGAAUCUAGGACAGCUGGAGUGUCGGAGCAGGGCAGCUGAGGAGAGUCUGCGGGGCCUAGCCAAGCACGAGUUGGCCCCAGCCCUGCGUUCCCGCCUCACCCACUUUCUGACACAGUGUGCCCGCCGUGUUAACAUGCUUCGGAUAGUGCACCGUCGGGUCUGCAACAGGUUCCACGCCUUCCUGCUCUACCUAGGCUAUGCAGCCCCAGCAGCCCGAGAGGUACGCAUCAUGCAGUUCUGCCACACACUGCGGGAGUUUGCACUCGAGUAUCGGACUUGCCGUGAACGAGUGCUUCAGCAACAGAAGAAGCGGGCCACCUACCGUGAGCGCAACAAGACUCGGGGUCGAAUGAUCACUGAGACAGAGAAGUUUUCAGGUGUGGCAGCUGGGGAGACUCCCAGCAUCCCAGCUAUCCCAGUGGCCGUGGGUAGUGGGCCCGGACAGGGUGAUGCCGACAGUCAUGCUAGCAUGAAGAGUGUGCUGACCAGUAGACCUGAGAACACUACACAUGGCCGCCGCAGCAGAGGCAUGGUGCAGAGCAGCUCCCCUGGGACACCCACACCAGUGCUGCCGUCCACUGCACCCCCCGAAGAACCACUAGCCUCUGGUUCACCCAGUGACGCUUCAGAUGAGAUCAUGGACCUACUGGUGCAGUCAGUGACCAAGAGCAGUCCCCGUGCCUUAGAGGCUAGGGAACGCAAGCGUUCCCGUGGCAAUCGCAAGUCUUUGAGACGGACGCUGAAGAGCGGGCUUGGAGAUGACCUGGUGCAGGCACUGGGACUGAGCAAAGGUCCCAGCCUGGAGGUGUAA